UCUUCAAGAACAUCAACAGUCCAAAAAUACAUUUAAAGAAAGAGAGAGAGAGAGAGAGAGAGAGAGAGAAAGAAAAAAGAGAAUUACGACAAAACCCUAAAUUGUAAUCCGUAAUUAAGAACUCUGAUUCCUUCAAAAACAAAGCUUUCUAAUCUUUCAACUUUUUACCCUCUUCUUUGCUAAACAAACGUUACACACCAUUGUUGUGUUGUUGUGGGAGUUCUUAUGUAUUGAACUCAAAUUCUUUAGUGAGUUCAAUUGUUGCCGUUUUGGUUGCUGGGUUCUGCUCUCCUUCUCUCCAAAUUCAUGUUGCCACUACCUUUUCACUAUGCUUCUCAUUCACAUCUCAGUGGCUGAUCACUAAUAAUUAACAAGUAAAGGAGAUGAAUGGUGACUAUUUGUCAGACAUGUGGUGAUGGAGGCUUCUCUAAUGCUUUGAUUUUUUGUGAUGAAUGUCAAGUUUAUGCUGUGCAUUGCUAUUGCUUGGCUAUUUUGCCAGCAACUUUUGAUGAGUAUGUAUUGUGGUUGUGCGAGGAUUGUGAAUCCAUCAAGAAUUUAAAGCAGAAAUCUAAGAAAAGAAAAGUCAACAGUUGCUCAUUGACUAAUUCAAAGGUUGCAGGUCUGGAAAAGAGCUCCUCUGUUCAACUGCAUGAUGCGGAUUGCUUAAAGACUAUUGAUAAAAAUCAGGAGUUUGAAUCACGAGAUGCAUUGGAUGAUCACAUCACCAAUGAAGGGGUAGAAUCUCAUGAAAGUAAAAACUCUAAACUGGAUGUUGGUGACCUUCAACAGCUUGAGACGAAUUGCUCUGAUGAUGAACAGAAAGAUGAGAACCAUGGAAGACGGCAUGGUUUAGAUGAGGGCGGCAUCAUCAAUGAAGAGGGUGGAUGUAUUGUGGCUAUACCUCUGGAGACAAUUUUUCCCGAGGUUGGGGAGACAGGGCAGAAGCUUGAGAAAAAAAGGAAUGAUAUGGAUGAAGACUGCUUCCAUGAAGAGGCUGAAAGGCGGAAUGGUUUAAAUGAGGGCAGUCUCCAUGAAGUGGCUGAACCUUGUAAUAAUAACUAUCAGCUGGUUAUUUCUCCUGAAUUAAGUAUUAUAGAACAGAGUUAUAUCCAUGCAAAGCCGAUAGAAGAACCAAUUUGGAGGGGUAGCUUGAGCAUACAGGACAAAAAGUUUUCUAUAAUGGUCGGACUUGUUGCUCACGUCUCUAAUCUAGCAUGUCUUAAAGUCAGUGAGGAAGCAAAAUCAAUGCCAACUUCACUUUCACCGGAAUUACUUCCCAGGUCCAUUAUGUGGCCUAAAGGUUUUGCAGAGUCGGGGCCAAGGGAUGAUAGUAUUGCUCUUUAUUUUUUUCCAGAUAGUGUGAGGAACGAAAAGGCUUUUGAUAGCCUAGUAAAUGACAUGAUCCAAUAUGACAUUGCCAUGAGAGUUAUUGUUCAAAAUGCGGAACUCCUGAUAUUCUCUUCUACAUUACUGCCAAUAGAAUUUUGGAGAUUCCAGGCAAAAUUUUAUUUGUGGGGAGUAUUCAAGGGAAAGCGGUCUACAAUUGUAGCAGUUGAUGCUGUCCCUGAAAAGGAGAAACAUCCCCUAGAGUCCUCAACCUGGGAUAGACGGAGUCCUGUAAGUCCUUUAAGCAACGGUAGUAAUGGUGUUGACUCGGUACAUUCCACACAAAGUCCAUCAGUGCUAUGACUCGUUAACAAAGUCUGUUUAGGGCAUAUCUUGUUUAGUAGUGACUAUUUCCACACCAGUGGCAGUGCCGCAUAACCAAAUUUUGGAGUACACAGGGUAAGAGGCUCUAUGGGGCAUCUGCUGUUUCUGGUAGUUUUACUGUGUUCUCUGUUGUCAUUGUAAAUGCUUCCUUAUGCUUCAAAUGUCAAAGAAGACAGAGAAGCAUGACACAUUUUACAGAACAGGAUUUUGCAAUUCAGCAGUAGCCCGAUUAAAGAGUUAACUAUGAAAUUUAUUGGUGCAGCGAACAUGAAAAGCAGUAAGUUGGUCUUCGGUGACUGCGCAAGUUUUGGAUCAUUGUGAAGAGGUUCAGCACAUUUUUUAGUUCUUGUUUUUUCUUCCUUUUUUGGGUUAAUGGAUAUUUUCCCAUGGCAUUUUCGAGCU
Molecule: messenger RNA, 2112 nt
Organism: Ricinus communis (castor bean)
Lineage: Eukaryota; Viridiplantae; Streptophyta; Magnoliopsida; Malpighiales; Euphorbiaceae
Exons: 7
Coding region: 388-1689 (433 amino acids)
Source: RefSeq, a predicted model, not a curated record